Messenger RNA from Centropristis striata (black sea bass), 3241 nucleotides. RefSeq names its product reticulon-4-like. The record is from RefSeq and is a predicted model, not a curated record. Lineage: Eukaryota; Metazoa; Chordata; Actinopteri; Perciformes; Serranidae. Gene Ontology annotation, biological process: endoplasmic reticulum tubular network formation; neuron differentiation; brain development. Gene Ontology annotation, cellular component: postsynaptic density; neuron projection. The transcript has 9 exons. Bases 189 to 3188 code for a protein of 999 amino acids.
GACUCGUCUGUCCAACUUUCCCCGGAGCCAGGAGCACUCGGAGCAGGAGCAGCAGGAGCAGGAGCAGGAGGAGGACCCGGUUCUUCCCUCAAGGAGGAAACUUUGAACCACGAGGUGACAAACACCGGACCUGAAACUUUUCUCCUCCACCUCUGAAGACAGUUUAGGGAAACAAUAAAAAAAGAAAAAUGGCAGACAGCGAGCACGUCUCCUCCACCACCACCUCCUCCAGCCCUCCUCUGUUCGGGGAGGAGGAGGUGCACCACUACCAGGCCGAGCCGGACCAGGACCUGGUCAGCAUCGACGACAUUGUGGACUUGGUCGGCGGAGCUCAGGACGCCUUGGACCGACACUUAGCCGCAGACAGUGAGUUCACAGAGGCGGAAGCCCUGCACGAGCCGGGAACGAUACCAGAACCAGAACCGGAACCGGAGGAACCAGAACCAGAACCAGAAGUCCCGGACUCCACCAGCUUCUCUUUUGUCCCCGACACUCCUUCUCUAGCCACCGAGGAGCCUGCAGUCAUCGCCCCUAAAGUGGAGCCGGAGAGCACGGAGAUCCAGCCCCCGGAGCCCCAGACCGCCGCUGCCCCCGAGCCGGAGCCUCCUGCCCCGCAGAGCGACGCCCUCCAGCCGCGGACAGCAGCUCCGACCCCCGCAGAGGCUCCACAGCGACCAGCGGUGACGGAGGAAGCACCACCGGCUCCGGCGUCAUAUGUACCUUCUCCUUCUAAAGCUCAGCCUCAUCCUCUGAUGCAAUUCCCUACAGCACUUGGGCAGAAGGGUGAUUCCCCUGCUCCCAUCUCUCCUCUCUCCCCUCUUCACUCCCCCGACUCUCUGGAGGAGCUCUCUCUGACCGAGAGUCCCAACCAGCCCCCUCCUUCAGGAUUCGCUGCGUCUUUGGGCUCCUUCUCCACUCAACCCCCCACUGCUCCGUCCAAGGACAUGCCUUGGGUGGGUGAAGAGGGUGACUCCGGACCGGGCCGUAGUAAGAUCAAAGAAGAUCUCCUAGAUCCGUUAGCUGGUCCUUACCUCAGUUUAGGGAAAGACCCAGGGCCUCAUAACCCGUGUGAAGACAGCGGAGUUUCCUUUUCACCUGAGGAGAAGCUGGUUAGCUCAGACAGGUCCUCCACUGGCCCCUCCCCAGUGAACCCCCAGAUGAAGGUCCCUGAGUCUCACCUUGCCUCCUCUAACCCAACAGAGCACUGGGAUUCACCUUUCCUAGCAUCUCAAGACAACUCCAAGGGAUCCAUGGAUACCUUCUCCAAGGACACAGCUCCCAUUAGCUCUUCCAGGUAUGAGCCGGACCUGCACGGCAACCAGUCUGACGAAGACGACGACCUGAUGUAUGAAGUGAAGAAGAAUAACAACCCGUUUGAUGGCUACUCCCCACUGGCGGACAGCGGAUACUCCCAUUUUGGAGACUCCAAAACCGACAGCAGGGCCUCAAAAAUGUCAGAGAGUCCCACUCCGGAUCUGGUCCAGUAUGGCCAGAGUGGAGAACCCCAGGAGGCCCCGGCAUCUUUCUUAGACGAGGGGAAAACAUUCGAGACAGGCAAGAUGGCUGCUGACUCGCUCAUGCAGUCUAUGAAUCAGUUCAGCACUGGUCUGAAGGAUGAUGAUGAUGAGGAAGAGGAAGAAGAUUCUGUUCUGCCGCCGUCGCUGCCGGACAUCCUGAAGUCUUCUCCGCUCAACCCGGACAAACUGGACUCUGGCUCCUCGGAGGGAAGCCCGGAGGAGCAGAGCCCCAUCCUCGAACGGAGGAUGAUGGAAUCGCCCAACCCUCCCAUCAACCUGUCGGCCAACAACCCGUUCGCCUUCGACGCUAAAGUGUCCCUGCUGAAGGAGAUGACCGAGCAGAUGGAAGGGAGAGUGGCCGACAAAGCAAACGUCGAGGACGACAAGAGCUUCGGCGCCUUCGAUCUGGUCAAAGAGGCGGAGGAGACCACCCCCACCAAGGUUAAAGAAGAGGAACCGGUCAAGAUCGAGCAGAAAGAUUGGUUUUCAAGCCACGACUCUCCCAAAAUGACCGAGAAGUUUGAGCCACUUGACUUCAAGAGCAAAAAGACCCCCGCUGAGGAUUCAGACUCCGAGUCGCCAACCGCCGACUCCCUGUCUCCGGUCCUGGAGGCCAUGGCCAAGAACCCCGCCAGCUUCCAGGUGGAAACCGAGAAGAUGGAGCAAAAGAUGGAGGUGGAGGAGCCGGAGGUAGCCGAGGAGGUCUCUGAGCACGAAGUCUCCUCUGAGGAGUUCGAGUUCAUCGAGCGACCACCCAGAGGCGUCAUCGACGAGUUCCUUGAGGCUCUGGAUACCUCCAAGUUCGCCUCCUCCAAGCCCCCGGAGAUCCCCAUGGAUGACGAGCCGAGCUUCGGGCUGAAAGACGUGGCCCCGGUUUCGGCCCCGCCCCCGGAGGUCGAAGAGGAGGCUCCGAGUCAGAGCUCCUACCGCCUCCUCACCCAGGCCUCCCCCCAGAAGAGCAAGGCGGAGCUGGAGAAGCUGGACAUCCAGCAGCCCCUGGCUCCACUCGUCCACUCCCCCGUCCGCAAACCGGAGGAGGUGGCCCCUCAGAAGAGCUCGGAGGGCGGCAAAGUGUUUAAGAUGCCAAACGUGAACAUAAGAUCAGUGGUGGAGCUGCUGUACUGGCGGGAUGUGAAGCGGACCGGCGUGGUGUUCGGCGCGGCGCUGCUGCUGCUCCUCUCUCUGACCGUGUGCAGCAUCGUCAGCGUCUCCUCCUACAUCGGCCUGGCGCUGCUCUCCGUCACCAUCUGCUUCAGGAUAUAUAAAGGCAUCCUGCAGGCCAUCCAGAAGUCUGACGAGGGGCACCCCUUCAAGCAGUACCUGGACCAGGAGGUGGCGCUGUCCGAGGACGUGGUGCACAAGUACAGCGACCUCGCCCUCGCCAAGAUCAACAAGAGCAUCGGAGAGCUGCGGCGCCUUUUCCUGGUCGAGGACCUGGUCGACUCCAUCAAGUUUGCUGUUUUCAUGUGGAUCCUGACCUACGUAGGAUCCUUGUUCAACGGACUCACCAUCCUGAUCCUGGCUCUGGUCGCAGCGUUCAGCUGCCCGAUCGUCUACGAGAAACACCAGGUUCAGAUCGAUCACUACGUGUCUCUGGUCAACAAUCAGGUGAAAGACGUCGUUGGAAAGAUCCAGGCGAAGGUUCCCGGCAUGAAACGUAAAGCAGAGUGAAGAAGAAGAAGAAACGAGAGUCAACAGGAAGUCCUGAGGGGAGGGGGGGGGGG